AUGAUAAGGAUUGCGGACACUACAAUAACUCUCCAAACAGCAGCAAUAUCCAACAGCAUCGAAAUUGGACAUUUGAUGCUCUCGUCCGCUCUCCCUCUCUCUCUCUCUCUCUCUCUCUCUCUCUCUCUCUCUCUCUCUCUCUCUCUCUCUCUCUGGCGCUGGCUGCAGAGAGCUGGGGGGCAGGAUGAGAAGAAGCGUCGUGAUCCGCGAAGCGAUGACAGCGAGGACCCUGAUGGAGCACCGCAGCAGGAGUCCAUGUCCUUCGGGCGCGCGCAGCACACCUUGAAAUUUCUCGUCGUGGGCAACACCGCAACCGGCAAGAGCGCGCUGAUCGCUCGCUUCGUUAGCAAACCCUUUCUCGAGCAGCAUGACCUCAAGACUAUUGGUGUGGACGGCGUAGCAGUCAAGUUGCAGAUAUGGGACACCGCUGGAGCGGAGCGCUUCCGAGCCAUCACCUAUUCCUAUUAUCGUGGGGCACGCGCCAUUCUCCUUGCUUUCAGCGUGGCCGAUCGCGACAGCUUUGAUGCCCUUCCAGAGUGGUUCGAGAAUAUUCAGAAGCAUGCCCACGAAAGUGUCAAGUGCUGCCUUGUCGGGACCCAUGUCGAUCAUGGUCAGCACCGUAGCGUGACCUCUCAGGAAGCGACGGCUUGGGCCCAUGCGAGAAACAUGGACUAUUUCGAAGUUUCAUCCAAAACGGCUGCAAAUGUGAAUGUGACAUUUGAAACCAUGGCAAAGCGUGCACUCGCCCUGGUCACGCGAGCUGCCGAUGGCAUACCUCUGCAAGCCGAAACCCUGGUCACAUUGACGCGAGAGGAGAAGCUCAUUGCUGCUCUCAAAGACGCUCAAGGAAAAAUGACCAAGAACCGUUGUGUCGUUUGUGUUUUAGUGGGCCCCGGUGCCGCAGGCAAAACGUCCACGGCGCGCUCGCUACAAAACAUCGAAUUUUCCGAGGAACGUAUCUCCACGCGUGGCGGCGAUCGCAUGGAUUUACUAUGUCAGCUCGAUCAGGACCAUGUCCUGCUGGAUCAGGACGCUUUUGUCAAGGUAAAUGGUAUCAAUCACACAUCUCGAGGCCUCAAUGUUCAAGCUCCUGCGAGUGCGCCUCGUGACUUUAGUGCAGGGCGUGAGGGGUACGAGUUCCAAUUCGUCGUGGAAGCCGAAGCACGCUUGCCAUUGGACCUCGCCGAAACCGGCGACAGCGAAGAGCAGUCUAACAACAGCAACAACAAUAAGAAGAAGAAGAAGAAAAAGCCCGACCGUUCGCGUAACCAACGUCGCCAUUCCCAAAGCGCAAAGAACACAAGAGGCCAGCGCCUAUCUGCCACGCAGCCGCACAUGGCCGAAACGGCUCAAAUGACGCGGGCGCAACAACAGAUCAUCUUGGCUUCGUUAGACGACUGGCGUGCCUCCAGAUCACAGACUGAGGGCACACACGUCAAUUUUUUCGACAUGGGGGGUCAAUUGGAGUUCAAGUCGCUGGUGGAAGGUUUUUUGCGCUCGGGCAAUGUGAUUUGCAUCUUCUUCACAAUGACAGAGCUUCUAGCCAACUUUAGCCAGGCCGAGAGCUUGCACCCAGACGACAGCUACACCGGUCUCGAGCACUUUUUGUCGUGGUGCAACUCGGUGGUCUCCACCUCGAGUUACGGUCCCGUCUUUUUAGUAGGGACCUACGCCGAUGCAGUACCCGACUUGACCGCCCGACAGCUCAUUUCGGACGGCAUUCGCCGUGAGCUGGCACAGCGGCACCACGAAAUCUCCAAUCGUCUUGUGAUGCCAAGCAACAGCUCAUCGACCUCGCUGUGCUACUUUGCUGUGGACAAUACCCGCUCCGGGCAAGACGCGGGCGUGCAGCAGCUGCGCACCCAGCUACAAGAUGCGCUCAACGCGAGCGAGAUUGCCAACAUGGAUGUGCCACUUCAGCUCCGGGUAUGGCAGGAUUUGAUCAACACACUAGCCUACCCCGUCAAGGAUGAAGCAGUGGUCAGCGAGGCAUGCCGCGCCAUCCGCCAGCGUCAUGGUCAGCCCCUAGCUGGGUUGGGCACGGUCACUCUAAGCGAUCUCGCCGAGCUGUACGAUGAAACCUUUCAAACGAGUCAGCGCACCCCAACCUCGGAUGUUGUCUUUCGCAAGCUCGAACACGUGGUUGUGCUCAACCCUAUCGAGCCACUCAGCUACAUGACGCUUCUGGUGCGAGAUUUCCGCCUUCACCGGCUGUCGUUGGACACUGAAGUUGAAUUCAGCGAUGACUUUAAGCUCCUGCAAGAGGAAGGCGUGCUUGUUCCCGAACUUGUGAGACACUUUCUGGGCCGUGCUUCUGAAGCGGAUGCCCGCCUGCGCAACCUGGAUGAGCAACAGCAGCAGCAAAUUCUCGCGCUGAUGAUGCAGUUCAAAGUGGCAGUACCCAUUACGUAUGGCACUAGUGCCGCAUACUUGAUACCAGGCUUGCUAUCGCGACGGCAGCCAGAUUUGCCCCAACAGGACAUCUGCCCAACAGAGCUGUAUAUUGCACCAUACAUGGGCGAAACUCUUUCGCGCUUUGCAACUGUAACGCAUCAACAGCUUGAAGUUCGAACAAAUCUACCAGCAGGUUUCUACGAUAAGCUGGUGGCUGAGAUGACGAGCCGAGCAGAAGGCAGCGCCUCAAUAACGCGACGACCCUUGCUGUCCAAGAGCUUAUCCCGCGUGCAUUUUGGCCAGCACGCGGUUGACCUUGAGUCUGACCGUGAGCUCGGCUGCGUUGUUGUGCGUUUCUACGCCAAAAAUGCUGUUGGUCUGAUCCAUCAGAUUAAUGAAAUGAUUGCCGAUGUGUUAAAAGGCUCGUUCUUUUCUUUGAAAUACGACAUCUUGAUUGAAGUGUGUGAGAACACCUUGCUACCGAUUAGUGUUGUGCGAGACUUUUUUUACCGCAAGGAGCAGGUCUUGAACCUUGACUCCUGCACGCUCUCUCGCCCUGACGUCCUGGACCAAAUGGGCAGCAUUCUACCCAUCCAGCUGCAAGCAGAAUUCUAUCACGUGUUUAUAUCGUAUCGUCACGAGCCCGACUCAACCAAAGGGGCAGCCACGUUUGCCAAUGAGCUCAGCCUGCACACAAUUGGACAUAGUGGAGAUCACAUCAGCAGCUUCCUGGACGUGGUAAAUCUGGAGCAUGGCAAGCGCUUUGACAUUAGCUUCCUCGAGGCGCUUGCAAAGAGCCUGGUCUAUGUCCCGCUGGUGUCAGCCAAAUCCCUGGAGCGUAUGGAAGAGGAUGUUGGGCUGGCCCAAGUGGAUCAUUUCAUGCUUGAGCUCAUGGUGGCUGUUGCGUUGGAGCGUGCGCGAGGCUUCCCACGAAUCCUGCCCAUUUUUAGCGGCCCGGUUACGGAGGAUGCGGAUGGCUUUCCACACAUGAAGAGUUUCUUCUCCAGCUACGACCUGGAGCAGCGACUUCCGCAGCAAGUUAACGAGCACACCGUGGCUGCAGCCCGUGAGUUUUUGGAGCAGCACAUGGGCAUUCCCUUCAACAACCCGCCAACUGUGCGCAGUCUUCUGAAGCAGGUCACAUUAUACAAUUCCCCUUUUCGCCUGUGGAACUACAUGCAAAAAACUGCUGGACCCCCAGAUGGACACGGAGGCCAAGGUCUACGGGUCUUGGCCCAGACACAUUUGAAUUUGACUCUUGCGUUCAGCCAUGCAGCCCGAGAGUCGCUCCCACACUUGCAGAGUGCAUAUGAGGAAUAUGUGCAAGACAAGAGCCAACUGGCGCCACGCGAGCCUCUACCUGCCGCCCCGGCAGCGCCAGUGAAGCGCUCCUCUAGCAUCAAGCGCAAUCCUUCAAGGGUCCCAACUCAGUCCAGCAAAACCAAAGCAGCUGCGAGCGACCCUGCCAGCUGGAGCGUGGCGCAGGUGGUGGCCUGGAUCAGGACGACCCCAAUCCGUGCUUUUGAAGCCACAUUCCAUCAAAAUCAAGUUGACGGUGCCCUCUUGAUGUCGCUCACAAGCGAAGACUUGGAAGCCUUGUCGAGACGAAUUGUUCAAGCCUAUGGAGUCAAGGCUGGACGCACCUGUGCCGCAGGCGACAAGCAAGACCAAGAGCAAAUUUUGUUUGAUCAUCGUUGCCAGCUCUGCAUCGGCCGUGCCAAGGCCUACGCACCUGCGCGCCACCCCCGGGGUCUGGUUGCCCGCUAUGUGGCCCUUCUCAACCGGUUCAGCUACAUUAUGCUGGCCUUUUGGGCCGUCAUGCUCGGCAUUGGCCUGGCCUUGGGCCCAAAGCUUCUCUCCGCUACUUCUUUGAACAUGGCGGCGCCGCCACACUCAGCUGCCGCCAGAGCCACGGCGGCGCUGGAAGCCGCUUUUCCCUCCAUCAACGCGCACUCGCCGCUUAUUGUCCUGCUCGAGCGGACAUCUGGUGCUACUAUCCUGGGCAACGACACCCGGACCUUUAACAAUCACCUCACAGCCCAUCUGCUCAAAGAAUGGCCGCAAUAUUUUAUCAACGCCAGCUCCAUUCAGAGCUACUACAACCUUAUCCAGGAAAACUCGGUCUUUGAGACAUACUUUCCUACCAAUGCCAAGGUCGACACCGGGAUUCGCAACAUGCUUGCCGAUUUGCGCUCCCAGCUGAACAACGGAACCAAGAUGAUGACAGAUGCCAAGGCCGGUGUCACGGGCACUUUGGUGUUUGCUGUCGAUAUUACCAAGGGCACCGAGCAUGAUUUGCUUAUUAUGGAUGGUAUUGCCUUUCCAGUGGCCUUGGCUGUGUUGGCCUACGUCCUGCGUUCUGUGCGCCUCCUCAUCAUUCCCGUCCUAAACAUGAUUGUUGCCAUUCUGGUGUCGUUCAUGUUUGUUUAUCCCAUUGCACUCUCAACGGACGUCAUCUCCUUUACGCCAUCCCUGAUGAUGAGCGCCGGCAUUGCCAUGAAUAUCGACUACUCGCUCUUUCUUCUCUCGCGCUACCGCGAAGAGCUGCUGCAGGCCACCCCAGUUGUGGAUGCUGUCAGGCGCAUGUUGCACACGGCCGGACAUACCAUUUCCGUGUCUGGAUUUACUUUGGCCUUGUGCUUUUUUGGCCUUUGCUUUUUUCCAGUGGCGUUGCUUCGUACGCCUGGCGUGGGAGCGGGUAUUACCCUUCUUGUGGUGCUUCUCGUCAAUUUGAGCUUGACGCCGGCGCUACUCCUAGCCUUUCCCGAAUUCUUCAAGCGCAGCACCAAGCAACGCUGGUUGUGUGGAAAGGGCUCUGAAUCAGACCAUGAAACGGCGCCCCUGAUGCCUCGCGAGCACUCCACUAUUCAGCAAGGCUUGGUAGAUUCCGCUACCUCGGUUACGGAACACGAUCGGGAAACUUGGUGGUAUAAGCUGGGCUGUGCCGUUACGCGUCGACCCGUGGCCAUUUGCCUUUUUAAAACAUCGUCGGGCAUCCUGGAGGCAACGCCUCGCAAUUCCGGUGCAAGCCACACCUAUGCCGAUCUGAGCGACAAUUUUGGACCUGGUCGCUUGUACCCGUAUAAUAUUUUGAUUUCGGCAAGCACCGGCAACGAAAGCGUUCUGACCCAAGACGCAUUCAACUUUACCUUUGAUCUUGUGUGGAACAAGCUGAACCCCAUCACAAGUGAUGUCGACUUUUCUGGCAUUGCUUGGGCCAAGGGUGAACCGGUGGAAGCAUCAGAGAUUACCAAGUGCAUCAGCGUUUACAAAUGCAUGGCUGAAUGCGCCCUUGCCUGCUUGGGUCGCGAAACGUAUGUGAGCAGCGAUGCUACCAGCAUGUACUUUACGGCCGAGCUGCAAUUCGACCCCUUUGGCCCUCGUGGUAACACUUGGUUGCAAGAUGCUCGAAAGGCGGCACAAGAAGCUAUGCAUCAGGUGGACGGCCGCUUUGAAGUGUUUUUUGCAUCAGGCGGUGCCACCACGCUUGACGUUCAGGACAAGGUGUAUGACCUCUUUCCAACGGCCAUUGGCGUGACGAGCGCCGUGGUGGUCGUGCUCGUGGGUCUGGCAUUUGGAUCCGUGGCAAUUCCACUCCGUGCGCUUCUCAGCAUUGGUUUGACCCUCAGCUUCGUCUAUGGCAUUGCUGUCUGGACCUUCCAGUUUGGCAUUCUCGACGGACUUCACUUUGCGGGACUUGAGGGCACGGGCUCCAUGUCGUGGAUCACACCUGUUCUCAGCUUUAGCGUACUGGUUGGCCUACAGCUCGAUUAUGAAGUGUUUUUGCUGUCUCGGACUUGUCACAAGUGUGUGGGCUUUGCGGGCUGGACUACUCUUACCCCUUCACCUGUGCUCACUGGCCAAUUCUAUGACGAUAUGAUUUGGACCCGCAGAAUGGUGGUACCGGCCAUGAUGAGUCUGAUUGGAACGGCCAACUGGUGGCCCUCGCGAAUGCCCGAGGCAGAAGACAUGGACGCCGUCGGGACCCUCAAGAUGGAUGCACACGUGUAG
Molecule: messenger RNA, 6405 nt
Organism: Monosiga brevicollis MX1
Lineage: Eukaryota; Choanoflagellata; Craspedida; Salpingoecidae
Exons: 46
Coding region: 1-6405 (2134 amino acids)
Biological process (GO): signal transduction
Cellular component (GO): membrane
Molecular function (GO): GTPase activity; GTP binding; protein binding
Source: RefSeq, a predicted model, not a curated record